CGUGGACCCGGAGUCCAACCUGCAGAAAAUCCACAAGCGAAAUUGGCUGCCAGCUUUAAUUCUGUGUCUGGAACUUCGUUUCCUUCCUAAACAGAAAGAGGCGUAAAGAAAACGAAAGCAAAUUUCGCAGGUGGAAAGAAGAGGAAGCGAACGAGAGGCAACGGUGGCCGGUCGCGGGACGGGUGGGGCCACGCCUGGCCUGACGCGGGAAGCCGGCCGGAACCAUCCAACUCCGCCGCGUCGUCGUCGCCUUCGUCUCGCGUGCUCACCAAGAGAACAAAACGCGAGCAGCCAAGAAUUCAACGUCCACGGUCCGCCCACCCUCCGUUUCCGCUUCCUCCCUCCACGUCGUCUCGGUCUUCCUCUCCUGUAAUCCCGUGACACGGGUGGCUGCGACGGCGAAUCAGAUCCCUACCCGUGGCGUUGGUCGUGAAUUGGCGCCGUCUCCCCCUGCCAGCCGGAUUCCCUGCUUUGUUCUCAGGUAAACAUGGUUCAUCGCUGAUUCGGUCCCAUGGUUCUAGUGCGGCUUCUGGCGGAUCCGUUUAGAGACAAAUUUGGGGGAAAGAUUGCGAUUCUUCGUCGCUAGCGAUGCGGCCUUGUUUACCGAGAUGAUGGCAACAUUUUGUUCACUAGUGUGGUAGCUUUGUUGAUUGGAGUGCGCAAUGGGAGGCUGUGCGGGAAAGGUACGUCGUGAUGACGAAGAAAAGCUUGAUUUUAAAGGUGGAAAUGUUCAUAUUAUAACAAGCAAUGAGGGCUGGGACCAGAAGAUUGCAGAAGCAAACAGAGAUGGGAAAACUGUUGUUGCAAAUUUCAGCGCUUCCUGGUGUGGGCCAUGCCGUGUCAUUGCUCCUGUCUAUGCUGAAAUGUCAAAGACUUAUCCUCAACUCAUGUUCUUGACAAUAGACGUUGAUGACCUGAUGGACUUCAGCUCUUCAUGGGACAUCCGUGCAACCCCGACAUUCUUCUUCCUCAAGAACGGGCAGCAGAUCGACAAGCUCGUGGGCGCGAACAAACCUGAGCUCGAGAAGAAAGUGCUAGCAGCCGCUGAUGCCAGUACGUCCUAGUGACACAAGUGGAAGUGGGCAAACGAUCUGUGAUGGCUUCCCGGUGUAUAGUUUCCAUGGUUCAUUUGUGUGCUUGUCCCAUGUUUGCCUGGGGACGAUGACGUUUUACAAUUUUGGCCCCCAUCGCGCGCACUCGUCUGUUUCUCUCAUGGAAGCCGUGUGAACCUGUGCGUGUGUGUGACGAAUGAACGGAACUUUAUAUGGACCAGUGCUUAAGAGUCUUCGCAACAUAAUUAUGAAGGUUUGUUUGCAUGUUCUUGGUUGUAA
This is a messenger RNA of Zea mays, 1331 nucleotides long. RefSeq names its product thioredoxin h-like protein. The transcript is spliced from 5 exons. The coding region runs from base 663 to 1064 and encodes 133 amino acids. The record is from RefSeq and is a predicted model, not a curated record. NCBI's taxonomy places the organism in Eukaryota, Viridiplantae, Streptophyta, Magnoliopsida, Poales, Poaceae.